AUGGAGUCGCAGGCACGAGCAGGCGUCACUUCCGACGCGUCGCCGCACAAGCGUACCAAGUCUUCCGUUCUCAAGUCCAUUAUGCCUGGCAACCAUAAACGCAAGCCAUCUUCCAAGAGCAAUACUCAGCGCCUCUGGAAUGAUGAAAGCGAUGGCAAGGAAGACUACAUGUAUCUCGGCAAUCAGUCAAUCCUGCCCCCAGACCAUCCGCAUACACGACAACAUCUCCGAGAAGACAGCGGCAAUGGAAAUAUCACAAUUGCGUCGCCUAAGAAAUCACUUGACGCACGGAAUGAAAAGGAUUCAACAUCAGGAGAUCACCAGAAAACGAAACGCUCAGCGUCGUUCAAAUCAUUCGGUGGGAAGGAAAAAGAGAAGCCUUCCAAGAAGAAAUGUGAGAAAGAGGAGCAAAACAAAAUGAAGAAGUCGAAGUCUUCCACAAGCAUAUCCGCCAUCCUAUCGAGGCCACGAUCGUCGAAAGGUGUCAAAGCUGAGGACGCUCAUCGCCAGAGAGACAAGGAGAAUCGGACACCACCAAGCUCUGCGGGGAUGGCACCACCGCCAAUAUGGGCUCAGUUUGCAACCCAAGGCUUUGAAGAACCAUCUCGUACUAUAAAAGUACCUCUCAACGAUCAAUUUGCCGUCGAAGAAGAAGUGGCAUUGUACACACCUCGAGAUUACUCGCCAUCGAAGCAAAGGAAUUUCCAAGACUAUCAGCAGCCAACACUUUCCCGAAGAGCCGAACCAAAGCCUCGGCCAAAAUCAGAAUGCAUCGCAUCUGGCCCAACUUCAGCCUCUUUUGCCGAGACAGUAUCUGGCCUACGGAUAUCUGGCCGGGACAAAAGCCAAGUAGACAUUAUCAAUCAUCAGCGGCAGACUGGACAAGCUGCGGACGCAAAUGUGAAAUUGUUUGCAGAGGAGAACCAUUGGAGCGAAAGACCAUCAAGCGUGGAGAACCGCAAAGUGAGUAACGACUCUGCCGACUCAGACUUGCCCAUGCCAAAUCGUGGAUCGCGUGUAAUGGCGGCCGUGGCAGUCUUUAAUGGCAAAGCAAAAGAGUUACCAAAGGAGCCACCAAAGGACACCGAGACCGUCCAGCUCGACCGCAAGGCAAUCGAGACUGCUUUCGAGUCCCUACUGGAAGCCAGGAACGUCCCGCAGAACACGAGAGACAAAAUGAGGUCGUUGGACACCAACAUUAAAGCAGACUUCAUCAAAAAGGAAAAGUCGGGCUCAGGAUCAGCGUCAAGUACGGAGGGUCUAUUGUUGCAUUCUUCAAGGCCUAGUGCUGGGAAGCGGUCCCAGACUGAUGAUCCUACUACGCAUGAUACUGGGGAAUUCGUAGGCCCAACGGGCUCCACCGAGUCACCCAAGAAGCCACGACCAAGGAGCCGGACAUUCACGUUUAGCAAAAGUGGCCAAUCUCCGUCCAAGAAGCAGAAGUCUGAACGUCCAGCCUCUCAUCAAAGAACAAAAUCGGGCGGCCUGACACCGUCAGCUUCUUCCACAUCAUUGGCGUCUGAUGGAGCCGCUCAAGGCUCUGCAUUCGUCAGUAAAGCCAACAAGCGAGCCGUGCCUGAAGAUUACAUCAAUUAUCUGAAGCAAGUGCAAGCCCCAGGCUUUGUUGAGGUUGGCAAGAUUCAUAAAUUGCGCCAGCUCUUGAGAAAUGAGACUGUCGGUUGGGUUGAUACAUUCAUCAUGCAAGGUGGCAUGACCGAGCUGGUAGAAUUGUUGUAUCGCAUCAUCAAAGUAGAAUGGAGAGAGGAGCAUGAGGACACACUCCUUCACGAAACCCUCCUUUGCCUUAAAGCUCUAUCUACAACAUCCUCAGCAAUGCGUCAGCUGUCUAAUAUUCAAUCGACUCUUUUCCCCACCCUGCUUCAAAUGCUCUUUGAUGAGGAGAAGAAAGGCCCUAGCGAGUACACGACCCGCAGUAUCAUCAUCACUAUCUUUUCUACCUAUCUUACCGACUCCAGUUCAUCCGAUUUAGUAAGCCGCGCGCGCCUUCUGCUCUCAUACUUACACGAUCCUUCGAAACCAGAAGAGUCUCAACCGCCGGGAUUCAUUGCCUCCAUAUACCACUCUCGGCCUUACCGCGUCUGGCAAAGAGAAAUGAGCAACGUUACCAAGGAGGUCUUCUGGAUAUUCUUGCACCAUACGAAUAUCAUCCCUUAUCCAAACAUCUCGGAGACCUCCGGUUCUUACGCCUCUCGACAUUUCACUCGCGAACACCCUCCGGUCCCGGCUGCCCCAUACAUCGGCGGCGUAGAAUGGGACGCUACAAACUACAUGACUGCUCAUGUCGACCUUUUGAAUGGCAUCAUUGCCUCCCUGCCCAGCUGCGAGGAACGCAACAAGCUCCGGCAAGAACUUAAAGACAGCGGAUUCGAAAAAGUCAUGGGUGUCAACUUACGCACUUGCAAGGAGAAGUUUUACGGCUGUGUGCACGAAGCGUUAUCUACCUGGGUUGGUGCAGCGAUGGAAGAUGGAUGGCCAUAUCAGGAUGUCAGACAGGGGCCGAAGCAGGAAGACGUGAAGAGGAUGAGCCCGAAGAAAAGUCCGAAGAAGAAGGAUGCGGCGCCGAAGCUGGAGAUGCCGAAGCUGGAUCUGGGUGGAGGUGGGAACGGGGGCGGAGAUGAUGGCGGAUGGCUGUGA
Molecule: messenger RNA, 2655 nt
Organism: Letharia columbiana
Lineage: Eukaryota; Fungi; Ascomycota; Lecanoromycetes; Lecanorales; Parmeliaceae
Exons: 3
Coding region: 1-2655 (884 amino acids)
Biological process (GO): actin cytoskeleton organization
Molecular function (GO): small GTPase binding; actin binding
Source: RefSeq, a predicted model, not a curated record